This is a messenger RNA of Colletotrichum higginsianum IMI 349063, 2076 nucleotides long. RefSeq names its product C6 transcription factor. Gene Ontology annotation, molecular function: DNA-binding transcription factor activity, RNA polymerase II-specific; zinc ion binding. NCBI's taxonomy places the organism in Eukaryota, Fungi, Ascomycota, Sordariomycetes, Glomerellales, Glomerellaceae. The record is from RefSeq and is a predicted model, not a curated record. Gene Ontology annotation, biological process: regulation of DNA-templated transcription. The coding region runs from base 1 to 2076 and encodes 691 amino acids. The transcript has 5 exons.
AUGGACCCACCGCCGAAGAGAAUGAGGAUGAUGGACGCCGGUCGGGGGGGCUUCCCCGACAUGGGCGUCAUGUCCGGCGGCGGCGUCGGCUCGCCUCCCGGCCGCCCCAGCCCUGGCGAUGUUGGCGUCGAUCACCACGUGCAGCAACAUCAGCAACAACAGCAGCAGCAGCAGCAGCAGCAGCAGCACUUCGUCACGGAGCAGGUCGAUCCCAGGAUGCCGGCGAAGCAGAGGACCUGGUCCCGCGCGUCGUCCGCCUGCCAGACCUGCCGCGGCCGCAAGACAAAGUGCGACAACGAGCGGCCCAUCUGCGGCUAUUGCAGACGCGUCGGCGCCACCUGUACCUACAUUGAGGACUCUGCCCCGGCCACGUCGUUAUGCCAAGGGGUCGGGCCGCGUCUACUUGGCGCAAUAGAGAACCUGGCCAACCUCAUCCAGCGCAACGAGGAGAACUUCCGCGCCAUCCCCCAGCUGAGCCGCGACCUAUCCCGUGACUCGACCGACUAUCCGGACAGUCCAACCUUUCAGGGCCGCCAUGAAUCCGGCAUCCUCGGCCAGGACGGCGGCGGCGGCGAUGGGGCCAACAAGUGGUCGAAGACGAACCUCUCCCUCUCGGACACGGCCGGCCUCGACACGGUGCUCGAGUGGCCCAUCUUCCCCAAGCCGGUGCCCUUCGCCAUCAACCCCUUCAGCCACGCGUCCCCGCGCAGCUCCGAGGUCUUCUCGCCGCGGUCCCCGCCCGCCAUGGAGUUCUACGAGCUGUCCCGGCUCGCGGACCUGUUCCUCGCCAACGUCCGCCCCAUGAACCCCGUCGUCGAGCCCGCCGUGCUGCGCCAGAUGAUCAAGCAGGUCGCCGAGAACGGCCCGGACUGGUCCUCGGCCACCUGCAUCGUCGCCCUCACCUGCGCCCUCGGCGCCAUAUCCCAGCGGCCGGGCCAGAGGACCCCGAGCGGGACGCCCCGCGGGUACUCGGUCGAGCCGAACCGUCACCUGGCGUCCAGGUACUGGUCCGUCGCCGAGAAGCGGCUGGGGUUCUCCAUGGGGUCGCCCGGCUGGGAAUCCGUUCAAUGCUUGUGCCUUGCAGGGAUCUGGCACAUGUACAACAUGGAUCCCCUGCAGGCCUGGAAAUGCUUCAGUAUGGCGAGCAACACCUGGUACACAACCUCUCUCAUGAACAAGUAUGACGCGCACGAACACCCCCCGACUGCUUCUCAUCGGGCCGAAACGCCGUCCGCCGACUUCCCUCAGUCACUGACCCUAGAGCAGACCCUCUACUUCACCUGCUUCAAUGACCUCGCCUUCGAGCUGUCCCUCCCCGGCUCCAUUCUCGCCGGCGUAGACUACCCCUACAGCCUUCCCGCGCCUCCCAGCCUCGGCGUCACGAACCUCGACAACAAGGCCCUCAUGAUGGAGCAGAGGUCCUGGUACUACUACCUCGCCGAGAUCUCGGCCCGGCACCUCAUCAACCGCAUCGCCCAGGCCCAGAAGCGCUGUCCCCCGCACCCGACCGAGACCGGCAUCGACCGCAUGCUCGAGGUCUUUGAGGUCUUCGAGGCCCAGCUGACCGACUGGUACGAGCAGCUGGCGCCCCCCAUCUCCUUCCAGGUCCCCACGGGAGACAUCGCGCCCCUGACGGACGACCUGUGCCAGAUGCUGCGGGGGCGGUACCUCGCCAUGCGCGAGCUGCUCUGCCGGCCCUUUGUGUGCCUCGCCUCCACCAUCUCCGUCGGCAUCACCGUGUCCGAGAGCACCGUCGCGCGGGUGGCCGAGAUCGCCUCGCGCGGCCUGCAGUACUGCCUCUUCCGCAUCCAGGCCACCUCGUCGUCGCCCCAUCACGGCCUCUGGCUGCAGCUGCGCGUCUUCGUCACCUGCUCCCUCCUCCUGACCGCCGCCGAGCGCGCCCAGACGAUCCCCUCGCUCAACAUGCCCACGCGGCUGAUCUACCCGCAGAACUGGAGGCGGACGAUCCUGGCCCAGAAGGACAUCCUGUCCAACUGCUGGGAGUUCGAGGAGGGCGGCAUCAGCGACUGCGCCAAGGUGCUGGACUGGGCGCUGGCCAAGUUUACCCUGGGAUGA